CUCCAUGGGGAUGCAGCCUUUUGAGAGUCUCUAGUAAUAUAUAGAAGUCUGUAGGGAAAAUGGAAUUAUUCCAAUCGGAAUCCAUUCCAAACAGUUCAUAAAAUAGGUGCCCGAAAUGCCCUGACUACUUCGAUCGAUGUGGACGCAGGCGGACACGGUUUCUUAACACGAUGAAUCGUUUAAGUUUAACGUUGACAAUUUUUAUGCUCCUUUUACACGGAGAAAACCGGCGCGAUUUAUCUUCAGUUUAAAUGCGCGACGUACCGAGAUGACUAAUUUACGUGGACUUCGACUUUCGUUAUGGUUUUGGUUUGACGUUUUGCUGCGUGUCUUUCUGGCAGUGCUAUUCGUGGAGCUGGAAAAAGCAGAACCAUUUACAAGAAAAAUUCAUGAAGAUGAACUAUGGUUAUACAGAAAUCCAAGAACAGAAUCUUUUGUUCCAACUACAGUAUUAUGGCCUCUUGUGUUUAUGAUGCCUAUUGUCGUUAUUUGCUUCUUUUUCAUGAUGCAUAAAGAUAAAGUCGAUCUUCAACAGUCAGUAUUGUCUGUGACGUUAGCCCUAGGAUUUAACGGUCUUGUUACAGACAUUUUGAAACUUAUAGUAGGUCGUCCAAGGCCAGAUUUCUUCUGGCGGUGUUUUCCAGAUGGACAAAUGAAUCCAGGAUUUAAAUGCACUGGAGAUCCGGUAGUUAUUAGGGACGGAAAGAAGUCAUUUCCAAGCGGACAUUCCUCGUUUGCGUUCGCCAGUUUCGGUUUCAUUGCCUUAUAUUUAGCCGGAAAGUUGCACACAUUCAGCUUGGCGGGAAAAGGACAAUCGUGGAGACUGUGCACGUUUCUUUUACCGCUCUGCGUCGCUCUAACUAUCGCGUUAAGCAGAACGUGCGACUAUCACCAUCACUGGCAAGACGUGGUAAUAGGAUCAGUAAUAGGCUACUGCUUAACACACGUCUGCUACAGACAUUAUUACCCUCCGUUAGAUUCGCCGUAUUGCGACAAACCAUACGUCGCGCUUACGUUACAAGUUCAAUCGGACAACGUCAAGUCUAACAAAAACGAGCAAAUUAAGUGGAUAUAAAAAAGUCAAAAUUAUUACUGCAUAUACGCCAUAUAUGGUAUUUUAAACGGUACUUAAUACUUUCGUUAAAAUCUUUGAGAUCUAUAUAUUUUGUGUACCAAUAUAUACAUCUAAAUAAAUGUAUGUCUAUACAGAAACAAA
Molecule: messenger RNA, 1216 nt
Organism: Temnothorax curvispinosus
Lineage: Eukaryota; Metazoa; Arthropoda; Insecta; Hymenoptera; Formicidae
Product: phospholipid phosphatase 5
Exons: 6
Coding region: 269-1075 (268 amino acids)
Biological process (GO): phospholipid metabolic process
Molecular function (GO): phosphatidate phosphatase activity
Source: RefSeq, a predicted model, not a curated record